UGGAGGUGGACUUUCACGCAAGUGGACUUUUACGCACGUCUGCGAGAAGAUGAGAGUUUUACGCGCAUUUUUACUUGAAUAACAAUGCUUGGUUAUGAGAACGUGGACUUUACAUACGGCUCUGAAAGAAAAAUGAUUACGAUGUAGAUUUUUAGCUCUGGUUUGGUCCAAUUUAACACAUUAGUGACACUUUACGCACAGAAAACGUGUGAGGAAAUGGACUUUUACGCACUCGUUCCCUCUCACGUGCGCGCGCAGUUCAUUGAUCGCUCGUGAAAAAUCCGUUCGAUCUUCACACCAAAUGGAGAACUCGACCAAUCAAACUCUGGGCGUGUGGAUCGCCUCGAGCGUGCAGUACAAGGUGAUCAGCACGGCGCUUCUGCUGUCGAUUUGCGCGGCGGGUGUGGUGGGCAACGUGAUGGUGGUGCUGGUGGUGUUGACCACCAAGCACAUGCGCACGCCCACCAACUGCUACUUGGUGAGCCUGGCCGCCGCCGACCUGAUGGUGCUGAUGGCGGCCGGUUUGCCCACGGCGGUCGACGGCGCGUUCGGUUCCUGGGUGUUCGGUCACUCGGGGUGCCUGUGCAUCACAUAUCUGCAGUACCUGGGCAUCAACGCGUCGUCGUGCUCCAUCACAGCCUUCACCAUCGAGAGGUACAUCGCUAUCUGCCACCCCAUCAAGGCGCAGUUCCUGUGCACCCUAUCCCGUGCUAAGAAGAUCAUUCUCAUCGUUUGGACGCUGACUUCAGCCUACUGCGUCAUGUGGUUCUACCUGGCCGACCUGCAGGUGUUAGUUUACGACAACGCCACGGUGAGGGCGUGCGGUUACAGGGUGUCCAGGAAGUUCUACCUGCCCGUGUACUUCUUCGACUUUGGAGUGUUCUUCGUCGUGCCGCUGUUGCUCAGCGCGGUGCUGUACGGGCUCAUCGGGCGCAUCCUCUUUCUCAACCCGCUGCCCUCUGACCCUAAGGAGCAGCGGCAGUUGCAGGAGCGCAACAGCAACGAUGACAAGGGCAAGAAGAGCUGCAGGAACUCCAGGCACUCCAGCUCCACGGCAGCCUCGCGGAGACAGGUAACCAAAAUGCUCGCGGUGGUGGUGAUCCUAUUCGCCGCACUGUGGAUGCCAUACCGCACCCUAGUGGUAGUCAACUCCUUCCUGGACCGUCCAUACCUGAACAACUGGUUCCUGCUUUUCUGUCGGGUAUGCGUGUACCUGAACAGCGCCAUCAACCCGCUCAUCUAUAACGCCAUGUCGCAGAAGUUCCGUGCCGCCUUCCUAAAGAUCUGCCGAUGUGGACGCGGAAGAUCCGACAAGCCGGCUAGCGGUGCUUACGGUGUAACGCUGAGCUACAGCGCCGUCAAGGACUCCUCCGUGGCUGAGAGCGUCGACCAUUUCACCACCGACAUGGAAGAGAUAACCGUCACUGACGAGCUCCUGGCGGAGCACAAGGCUGUUUUCACAGGAUCUUCUUCGCCUCCCUCUUACGGCAAAGUGGACUUCACGAUGCAGGCUUGACGACGUGAAGAUCGAACGGAGAGGUUAUAAAUUGAGUCCACUGAGAUUACGCAUGAUCAGAUUUUUCAACAUUUAUUGCGCCAAGACACAUAUUUUACAUGUGUUGUUCUUAGCGUGGUUUUGAGCCUCAUGUGAAUGUGGGUUGUUCAAGUUGCAUCAAUGAAGUGUCAAAAACAGACAUCUAUGAAACAUGGGAUCGUCAUUGUGUAUUUGCUAGAUGUAUUGUUGCUACUUUGCCGAUUCUUCUUUGUUGCUACGGACCGCAGUGAAUGUUACCCAACACUAGGGUGACCAUAUUUUGAUUUCUAAAAAAGAAGACACUCAGUCCGGCCUCAAGAUACUUGAAUUUUACUCGAAGUUCACUCAAAGAUGACUCGAUCACUUUAAUAUAUUUAAAGUGUGCCCCCUCACUGGAUGGAAAAAUGCAGUUUGAAAAAAAAUAAUGACUUUAAAAAAAAAAUAUAUAUAUAUAUAUAUAUAUAUAUAUAUAUAAAAUGCAGACCCAUAGAAAUGUAGUCCAGUCAAUACACAUACACACAGUAGGCUAUGUGCCAACUAAACAUUUUUAUAAAUUACUAUCACGACAAUUGUCCUUGACAAAUUGUUAUUCCCAUUCAAUUGAUGUUCUCAUUCAAUGUUCUAGAUUGCACACAAACAAAACCGAAAUAAACUGACAAACUAUUCAAUCAGCAUGUUUCCAAACGUAGCAGUUCAAAACUACAUUUCCCAUAAUGCCUAGCGCGGUUUAGCUUACUGAUAGCUAGCUGAGGCAAAAAUCAAACUUUGCAAUGAAAGUUUACAAUCAUCGGCAGCGCACCGAUGCGACACCAAACGGGAUUUUACAGUCAAAGCUCCGACAGAAGUCAACAGUUGCCAAUAUAUAUGUAUUUAUCAGUUGCCAAUAUAUAUGUAUUUAUCAUAAUUAAAAAAAAAACAGUCAUUGUGGCCAAAUCGUCAACCCAGUAGAUGGCGGUAAUGCCUCUUGGUAGGGGUAAACUGCCAACAAAAACAAGAAGAACUACUACUUCCCUCCAUUCUAGUAGGAGCCAUGUCAACUGCUGCCACCCAGCGGCCGGAGGGAUUCUCUUCAAAUUGGUCCCGUGAAAAAUCAUAAAAACCGGACAUUUUUAUGAAUUUAUAUAACCCGCCCGGACCAGUAGGACUUGUCCGGGCAAAAGAGGACGUUUGGUCACCCUACCCAACACUCAUGAUGUGAGUUGUGAAGGUGGUUUGAUUGUGUUGAAUAUUUUAAUUACUGAAUACAGUCGAUGUAACAUGGGUUCAUUAAUGUGUACAUGAAUGGCAUUCAUGCUUGAUGAUCAUACCGGUGUUGUGUUCUUAACCGCCAUCUUGUAGUAUCUACAUAAAAUUAUGAAUAGAUUUAUUUUUGAGGGAUGGAGUUAAUUAUCUGUUCACAAAAUGUAGUGUUCAGCAAUAUAUUAGUGCUUAGAUAUUUAAUAAUUAACCUCUAAGUGGGUUUUUAUGUAAGCGGCAACCAACCAGUGCUGUUUUCGUCAACAAUGACGAUAACGAAAAUAUUUCUUCAACGAACAAUUUUUUCAUGACGAUGACGUGACGAGCUAAAAACAUGUCUUGGGAGACUAAAACAUAACGGGAUGGAUGCUAGUUUUUGUCUGACGAGACGAGAACAAAAUGAAAAUUCACUAUAGUUUUGUCAUAAGUUCACAAUGUGUGAGAUUUUGUUGUCAUGUGUAUUAAGCACGCAUCAUAGCAGUGUUUAGUCGUGUCACUCAUGUUACAUGCUGCGCCGCCUCCCCCAUCCCGCCCAACACACACGCUUACUCACAGGCCGGUGAGUAAGCCUGUGUCCAUUCCAGUCCUCUUUUAUGAAACGUGUCAGGUGCUGCUUGAUAAGUUUUGUUUUCUUAUCUUGGCUGGAUAUGCCAUGUUACUUUGGCAAUUAAAGGUCUGUGCUGAGCAAUCAUUACACACUAAAUGUAACUUGUAGCAUUAGCAUAGCAUUCACGUUAGCAUUAAGCGUGGUGAGUGUCGUCUUAAACUCUUGGAAAACUUUACAUACUGUUUGUGGAGUCCAGAUGAGUUUAAUUCAAUGAAAACAAUUUACCGUUUUCCUGCUGAGUGUGCAUUAUCAUCACGAAGAUGGUGAUGUCCUUGUACACUCUAAAUUUAUGUGCUUGUCUGUCAAUGUUCAUUCGAAAUAGUUGUCAACAAUUUAUUUAGUUUUUUUCAUGGACUAAAACUUGAAGUUUGCAUACGCAAAACAUUUUGAGGAGUUGUCGACUAAAACUAGACGAAGAUUAAUAAAAUAUGACUGAGACUAAUAAGUAUUUUCGUCCAAAAGACUAAGACGCAAUUUAAAAAGGCUGCCAAAAACAACUCUGGAACUAACCCAUUAUUUGUUUUAACGCUUGGGCAAAAGAAAAGUUUCAUAUUAAAGAAUUGCAUUGAGGACAUGUUGGGGCACCAAGAGAAGUGAGUUGAGGAGCUCUAUG
Corythoichthys intestinalis (scribbled pipefish) is the source of this 3990-nucleotide messenger RNA. RefSeq names its product thyrotropin-releasing hormone receptor-like. NCBI's taxonomy places the organism in Eukaryota, Metazoa, Chordata, Actinopteri, Syngnathiformes, Syngnathidae. The coding region runs from base 302 to 1516 and encodes 404 amino acids. Gene Ontology annotation, cellular component: membrane. The transcript is spliced from 2 exons. Gene Ontology annotation, molecular function: thyrotropin-releasing hormone receptor activity. The record is from RefSeq and is a predicted model, not a curated record. Gene Ontology annotation, biological process: phospholipase C-activating G protein-coupled receptor signaling pathway.